Messenger RNA from Cherax quadricarinatus, 1592 nucleotides. The record is from RefSeq and is a predicted model, not a curated record. Lineage: Eukaryota; Metazoa; Arthropoda; Malacostraca; Decapoda; Parastacidae.
UCUUGGCUGCCCAGUGUGGGCAUCAAAAGUUUCUGGUAUGAUUGUAGACCUUACAAGGUGUUUUCCUAACGCCUCUGGUGUGACUGUGGACCUACAAGACGUAUUAGUGCUUCUGGUGUGAUUGUGGACUUUACAAGACGUCUUAGUGUUUCUGGGUGAUUGUGGACCUAACAAGACGUCUUAGUGCUUUUGGGGUGAUUGUGAAACGUACAAGACGUCUUAAUGCUUCUGGGGUGAUUGUAGACCUAGCAAGAUGUCUUAGUGCUUCUGGGAUGAUUGUGGAACUUACAAGACGUCUUAGUACUUCAGCUUGAUUGUGAACUUACAAGACGUGUUCUUAGUGCUUCUCUGGUGAUUGUGGACCUUACAAGACGUCGUUUUAGUGUUUCUGGUGUGAUUUUUAGACUUUUUACUGCGUUUGUAGUGACCAUAAACUUCGCAAGACGACUUUUAUUGUUUCUGGUGUUAUUGUGGAGAUCUUACUAAACGUUCUUUAAUGCCUAUGAAUUUUGCAACAUGUCCUAAAGUGCUCGUGAAUUACUAACAGUUUUGAAAAAUACUUCUUCGGUGCUUAUGGUGAGGUUGUGAGCCUCACAAAGAGUCCUUAACCCCUUCAAAGUGUUUGUAAGGUGUGGUGCAAGGAUGAGGUGGUGGCAGCUGUACCUGGUAGCUACCAUCAUCCUGGCGGAAGUGACCUGCUCCGUCAGUAUCUCUCGGCUCCUGGGAACUACUACAGCUUCUGUCAACGAUGAUCCUUACAGCAACCUCGUUCUCAGGAUGAGACCAGGACUGGAGGACUGCGACAUUAUACUGGACAACACUAAGAAAAUCUUAGAAGCCGCCUCUCAAGUGUUGUAUAUCGCCACAGAGGACAAACUCUUCUUCAAGGAUGUGACGAUCUUAAUACCUAGUGCUCUGCUCAGCCUCUGCAGACUGCAGGACAACAACAUCCCGCAGGUUACAAAGAUGCCAAAAGUGGCAAUAAUAUUGGGUGAGGAUGACCCAGUCUUCGGUGGGGAGCCUUGGACACAACAAACUCAGGGCUGUGGCAAGCCUGGAGACUUUCUCUACCUACCCCAUGCCUUCCUCAGAAGUGACAAUGCAUCCUCACUUUAUUCAAAAGAGGUGAGUCUCUUGUCCCCUAAAUAAUGGAACAAUACAAGGUGAGCCAGUAUACUCUAGCAGUUGGCCUUCGUUCCACAAUGGAAGCAAAACUCCACUGACUGGGCCAUGUGUAAGAGUGUCUCCCCUGUGUGCUCUGUCAUCCCGUUGUGUCAAUUAUUUCAUGUCUAUAAUGUUUAAUUAAAAGCAAAUUUCAAGGGCAUCUAGUAACGUUCAUUGCUUUGGUUUUAAUAAGUGAAGUAGUGAGAGAUAAGCUGGAAGGUGUUUCACUGAUUCACCAAAUGUUUAAUGGAGUUUAAUUGAGAAACUAAACUACAAGAUAUAUUUCUACCACACAACAUUAUAAAUCCCACUCAUAUAAGUUAACCAAAUAAUAACAAACUUUUCCAUCCGCAUAUUUUUCGCAAGUAUUAGAUUUAGGGUUCUAUUUCAGGCUGUAGAAAUAUUUUUAGUGUUUAGCUCCAUUAAUU